This is a messenger RNA of Oncorhynchus kisutch (coho salmon), 3614 nucleotides long. Its product is annotated as transmembrane 9 superfamily member 2. Bases 454 to 2424 code for a protein of 656 amino acids. The transcript is spliced from 17 exons. The record is from RefSeq and is a predicted model, not a curated record. Gene Ontology annotation, cellular component: membrane. Lineage: Eukaryota; Metazoa; Chordata; Actinopteri; Salmoniformes; Salmonidae. Gene Ontology annotation, biological process: protein localization to membrane.
AGGUCGUUGUUGGAAUAGGCACUUUCUGCCAGAGCCUAAAUUGUAAGGUGCUCUGAAUGUUGCUGUUUGAUUCUCAGCGGAAUUAGAAAUCAUGACAAUAAACCCGUUUUUAUUCUAGAAUUUUUUUUGCCGGAAAAUGUCUUCUAUUUAACACAAAGUGCUAUUCUUUCAACAACAGCCCAGCCAACUUUACCUCCAGAGUCCCAUCAUCCUCCACGGAAGAACACGUCCAUGUAGACGCAGAUGACGUGUCUGCCCGCUGCAGGAAAAGUAUCUGGGUUAUGUAGCUACGAAGGCAGACAGAUCCCAGCAAGUUAACGUUAGCUACCUUAUGUCAACUGUCCUAUCUGGUGAAUUCAAAUGCCAGCUAGCCUGUCACCCCCCUGUGUAGACAGAUAUUAACGUUACGCCAAGAAACGUUUAGCUAACUAGGUUCGUCGAGAGAAGAGGAAAAUGUGCUCCCUGCACAGAGCGAGAGGCUCUGUUUUGGUGAUCUUCCUUCUGCUACACAGCGCUACAAGUUUCUAUCUACCGGGUCUGGCCCCUGUUAGUUUUUGUGAACCAGGACAAGCUGGGAAAGAGAAUGAAGUACCGGACUGUAAGUCGACCAUCGAGAUAUUUGUGAACAGACUGGAUUCUGUGGAGUCUGUCUUACCCUAUGAAUACACUGCGUUUGAUUUCUGCGCUAUCGACUCUGAGAAGCGCCCGUCUGAGAAUUUGGGUCAGGUUUUGUUUGGCGAGAGAAUUGAGCCCUCUCCCUACAAGUUUGAGUUCAAGAAGAAGGUGGAUUGUAAGCCGGUGUGUACUAAAUCCUACAACACCAACAAGCCAGAGGACAAAGCCCACCUGGACUUUCUGAAGAAAGGCAUGUUGCUCAACUACCAGCACCACUGGAUAGUGGACAACAUGCCGGUGACCUGGUGUUAUGACGUGGAGGACGGACAGAAGUUCUGUAACCCAGGGUUUCCCAUUGGCUGCUACGUCACUGAGGCGGGACGACCCAAAGACGCUUGUGUUGUCAACUCUGACUUUAAGGACAAAGACACAUUCUACGUCUUCAACCAUGUUGACAUCACCAUCCACUAUCAUGUGGUGGAGAACGAGGCUGCUGGGGCUAGACUGGUCGCUGCCAAGAUGGAGCCCAAGAGCUAUAAACACACCAAAGUGGAGGCCCCCGACUGUGCAGGGGGGCCCAUGUACCUGAACAACAAGUUCAGUGGAGAGCUGAAGAUCGGCUAUACCUACUCUGUCCAGUUUGUGGAGGACACGCACAUCAGAUGGGCGUCACGUUGGGACUACAUUCUGGAGUCCAUGCCCCACACCAACAUUCAGUGGUUCAGCAUCAUGAACUCUCUGGUGAUCGUUCUCUUCCUGUCUGGUAUGGUGGCUAUGAUCAUGCUGAGGACUCUACAUAAGGACAUUGCCAGAUACAACCAGAUGGACUCUGUGGAAGAUGCCCAGGAGGAGUUUGGCUGGAAGCUGGUCCAUGGAGACGUCUUCCGGCCUCCCAGGAAAGGCAUGCUCCUCUCUGUCUUUCUGGGAUCAGGAACUCAGAUCUUCAUCAUGAUGUUCGUCACCCUCUUCUUUGCCUGCCUGGGCUUCCUGUCCCCGGCGAACCGCGGUGCCCUGAUGACGUGUGCCGUGGUGCUCUGGGUCCUACUGGGCACACCAGCCGGCUACGUGGCUGCCCGCUUCUACAAGUCCUUUGGUGGGGAGAAAUGGAAGACUAACGUCCUGCUGACCUGCUUCCUGUGUCCUGGGGUUGUGUUUGCUGAUUUCUUUGUGAUGAAUCUGAUCCUGUGGGGAGAGGGCUCGUCUGCAGCCAUGCCCUUUGGCACCCUGGUGGCCAUCUUGGCUCUGUGGUUCUGCAUCUCUGUCCCCCUCACCUUCAUAGGGGCCUACUUCGGCUUCAAGAAGACCGGGAUUGAGCACCCUGUGCGGACCAAUCAGAUCCCUCGUCAGAUCCCGGAGCAGUCGUUCUACACCAGAUCUCUCCCAGGGAUCGUCAUGGGGGGGAUCCUCCCGUUCGGCUGUAUCUUCAUCCAGCUCUUCUUCAUCCUCAACAGCAUCUGGUCUCACCAGAUGUACUACAUGUUUGGGUUCCUGUUUCUGGUGUUCAUCAUCCUGGUAAUCACCUGCUCUGAGGCCACCAUCCUACUCUGCUACUUCCACCUCUGUGCCGAGGACUACCACUGGCAGUGGCGUUCCUUCCUGACCAGUGGUUUCACGGCCGUCUACUUCCUGGUCUAUGCCAUCCACUACUUCUUCUCCAAGCUCCAGAUCACAGGAUUGGCUAGCACCAUCCUCUACUUUGGUUACACCAUGAUCAUGGCUCUCAUCUUCUUCUUAUUCACAGGAACGAUUGGAUUCUUCGCCUGUUUCUGGUUCGUCACCAAGAUCUAUAGCGUAGUGAAGGUGGACUGAGUAGUUAACCAAAAACUAAACCAAUGGAUUUUCCUGUUUACUCUGCCACGCCCCCUCACCCCUCCCACCUCACCCUCCCUGGGCUGGAGGGACACUAUUUUUACGUUACACCCUGACUGCGUACGGUGACCAGGGCCCACUGGUCUAAAUAGGGAUCCGUUUGGAACACAACCCCUGUCUACUGCGUGGAAGACGCAUUUUUGUCAGAGCAGCAAGACACCAGAGUCUUCCCGUGUGUGUGUGUGUGUACACACAUCUAUACAUAAUGUAGUCUGGAGUGCAGGAAAUACCUGUUGGAGGUCCAGAACCUACUGCACAUCAAUGAAACAUCCCUUAUUCACCUCUGACAAAUGGAAACCGGAAAUCUAGAAGGUUGUGACUAUUAACCCCCCCCCCCCGGUUACAGUUAGUUUCUGUCCCCACGUUGGCGCACGAAGGUGAUUUUACGUUGUCAUUCAAACUAUUAAUAGUGUUGGACAAUAUGAUUGUAAAUAACUUUUUUUCUAAUGCUGAUGAAUGAUUUGGGGUCGUAAUAAGUUUAUAAUGUGCGAUGGAAUUCCUCCUCUAACCCAUGUUCUGGGCUGGUAGUGUAGAUGGAUGAGAGUCCCAAAUGGCACUCCUAGUCUGCACUACAAAAGUAGUCUGCACUAUGUAGGGAAUAGGGUGCAAUUUGGGAUGAACACAUUUUCUCUGGGGUUUGUUUGUUUUUAUUUUGUAUUAUAAAUGCUUGAGUAUUAAUCAACUGGUCUGUUAUUUAACUUUAUAUUCCAAUUACAUAUUUUUCUGUCUUCUUUAUUUAAUUUUUGCCUCAGACACGUGCCUCAUCAGUAGUUCAUUUUAUUUUCAAAAACCCACCGUUUGGGAUUUUGUGAAAGGCAUCAUCGACUUCUAUGUUCCAAAUGGCACCCUAUUCCCUAUGUCGUGCACUACCCUUGAUCAAGGGUUCGGAUCUAAAGUAGUGCACCACAUAGGGAAUAGGGUGCCAUUUGGGACAUCGUCCAUCAGUUAUGUGGGGCUCUGAUUCUUAUAACCUUUCAGUGUAAAUAUACUCUCUUCAUAAAUGAUACUAGUUUCAUUAGUCUGACCGAGCAUCUGGGUUCCUUCUCUCCUUCACUGGUUUGAAAUGAUGUAAUUAUGAUCUGAAAAAUAAGAAAUGGUCCAUUCAAAAUAAAACAAUGUUCCUGUUUUGA